GGCGCAGCUCGGGCCGGGCGCUGCCGUAAAGCGGCGCGGCGGCGGUUCCGGGAGCGGCGGUAACAAAAACCAAACAAACCAAAAAGAUCACACAAGGACAGAGUUCACUGAAAUGUGAGAAUGGCCAAUUCUUUAAGAGGUGAAGUGAUAAAACUGUACAAAAAUCUGCUGUACCUUGGAAGGGAGUAUCCCAAAGGAGCAGACUACUUCAGAAGCCGUUUGAAAGCAGCUUUUCUAAAAAACAAAGAUGAGACAGACCCUGCAAAAAUUAAGCAGCUGAUUGCCCGGGGAGAGUUUGUUAUAAAGGAGCUGGAGGCUUUGUACUUCCUGAGGAAAUACCGAGCCAUGAAGAAGCGCUACUACAGUGACGACAAGCCCUGACUGUGCUGCCUGUAACCACACACAUCCAGGAAAGGUAACAAUAAAAGAGCUCUAACUGCAAA
Molecule: messenger RNA, 443 nt
Organism: Lonchura striata (white-rumped munia)
Lineage: Eukaryota; Metazoa; Chordata; Aves; Passeriformes; Estrildidae
Gene: ETFRF1
Product: electron transfer flavoprotein regulatory factor 1
Biological process (GO): respiratory electron transport chain
Cellular component (GO): mitochondrion
Source: RefSeq, a predicted model, not a curated record